Molecule: messenger RNA, 445 nt
Organism: Acanthoscelides obtectus
Lineage: Eukaryota; Metazoa; Arthropoda; Insecta; Coleoptera; Chrysomelidae
Source: the annotation of a GenBank genome assembly
UGGAAUAUUACCGAUAAAUGGUUAUCUUAUGAACAUGCCUUAACCGAAAUAAAUAUGUUAUGGUGGGUUGUUACAAAAAUAACUUUCACAAUGGUUACCCACCAGCUAUGAAUACCUAGCUUACUUUUAAACUUGAAAGUCCUAACAUUGACUCACGGGUAGUCUAUAUGGGAAUAUCAAGAACAACCUGCAUUCUUCACUCAUAGACAAACGCUGGAUAUGUAUAAUUUUCCCGUAUUUUAUGAAGAAAACGUUUUCUAAAAUGACAUUCAAAUUUGCCGCCACUCGCAGCUUCUUUGGAAAGUUGGAAUCGGAGAUGACAGUUAGCAGUGCGGUAGAUUUCCAGAAAACGUACGUAGAAAAGUGUUGUAAAUAUGAUACGGCCGGUAUAGGGAGUAGGGUUCAUUUUGUGUUCGUAGUGUUGGAAAUGGCCAGUUGUGUGUGA